AUGGAAGACAUUCUACUUUUGCGUAUCUACCAAGACAUAGUUGGCAUUAUUGGAAUCCUUGGCAAUGGUUUAGUUUGCUUCGUCAUCUUCAAAGUACGAUCAAUGCAGAAUCGUACAAACGCCUUCAUCUUUCAUCAAGCCGUCAUUGAUUUCUUGGGCUCUACGGUGAUUCUUCUGAAAAGUGAAGCUCCACUUCCAGAGCCCAUCCCAAGCAAUGCUCUGGGGCGAUUCAUCUGUCAUGUCUGGGUUAUUUUCAUCUUCUUCUUCUUCUCCGUGAUGUCGACUUUCAACCUGUUGGUGUUAACCAUGGAGCGGUAUUACGCCAUCGUUUACCCCUUCAAGUACCAGGCAUUAUUCGCCACUAGGCCCAAGCUCAAAGUCGGUGUGGCCAUGGCCAUGUGUUGGAUUUUUGCUCUCAUCGUCAAGUACUAUAAUCUUAUAAUAUUUGAGGAGCAAAAUGGGGUGUGUGUUACGGUUGCUAUACCAGGAGCGAAGAUAAUAGGAGUAAUUGUGGCCACAGUGCAGUACAUCUUGCCUGUAGCGGUGAUGCUCUUUGCUUAUAUUCAAAUCAGUGUAGAGAUGAAGCGGGGAGCAGCCCGUGUCGGCCCGGCACCAGCGCAGCAUCUCCCAGGUGGAGUAAACGCACCGGACAUGGCCGAGUCCCUCCUCCGGGCAAGACGUAACACCUUCAAGAUGCUUCUGAUCGUUUUCAUCACGUUCUUGAUCUGCUGGACACCCAACCAGGUCAUCUUUCUCAUGUUUAAUCUUGGUCUGGACAUAACACUUAAGGAAUGGUUUUAUUAUCUCUCCGUCGCGAUGGUUGCCACAAACUCUUGCGUCAACCCGAUGAUUUACGCUUUCAAUUACCGUCAGUUUCGUAAUGGAUUACGUCAGAUAUUUUGCAGGAAACGGAAUGACGCCAAUGAUAUCAGCGCUAUAACGUCCGGUACUGGGUAA
Messenger RNA from Asterias rubens (European starfish), 957 nucleotides. Its product is annotated as kappa-type opioid receptor-like. The transcript has a single exon. NCBI's taxonomy places the organism in Eukaryota, Metazoa, Echinodermata, Asteroidea, Forcipulatida, Asteriidae. Gene Ontology annotation, cellular component: membrane. Gene Ontology annotation, biological process: G protein-coupled receptor signaling pathway. Bases 1 to 957 code for a protein of 318 amino acids. The record is from RefSeq and is a predicted model, not a curated record. Gene Ontology annotation, molecular function: G protein-coupled receptor activity.